UGUUUUCCCCUCGUCUGGAGGGAAGUUUUCUCUCGAAUCCUUUUAAUAGUUCCACUUCUGCAACAUUUUUUGGAGGGGGGAAAAAAAAAAUGCUGCGCCCGCUCGUGAUUCUGCUUUGCCUGGGGACGCUCCGCCACACCUCGGAGGCCGUGGAGGCGGAAAAGCUGGCGGAUAAAAAGACGUGCGGCGACGAAGAGUGCUCGUAUGUGCUCUCCAUGGCCACAGUUUUGGAUGACUUCAUAGGUCCGGACUGCAGAUUCAUCAACCUCAAGAAGGAGCAGAAGGUUUAUGUGUAUUCUAAACUGGUACCAGAGGAGGGCGGUGGCGUCUUCUGGUCUGGCAGUGUGUACGGCGAUUGCUACGUGGACCAGAUGGGCAUCAUCGGAUACUUCCCUGCUACCUUAGUGAAGGAGACGCAGAGGUUUAGAGAGGAAACAGUUGAGAUUCCAACAACAAACGCAGAUUUCUCCUGUGCUUAAAUAAGGCGGACACGGACGGAUGCUUCCUCUGUGCUCGUUCCAGCAAUCUGGGCGACAGAAUUUGAAUCCACGGUUGUUAUCCGCAGGAGAAGUGCUGCAACCAAACUGCGGCGGCCUUUCAUUUAUUUGUCACGCCAAUUCACAUCAGUUUUAAUGAUAACGGGUUAGUUUUACGGAUGUCCUAACCAACAUUUUUGGCCUUGGACUUAGACAAACUUUAUUGAUCUCUCUCGUUUGAGUCACACAUUAAGAGUGUUACUAAAACGGCCUUCUUUCAUCUCCGUAAUAUCGCUAAAA
Messenger RNA from Entelurus aequoreus (snake pipefish), 776 nucleotides. Its product is annotated as otoraplin-like. Gene Ontology annotation, biological process: cartilage condensation. Lineage: Eukaryota; Metazoa; Chordata; Actinopteri; Syngnathiformes; Syngnathidae. The record is from RefSeq and is a predicted model, not a curated record. The coding region runs from base 90 to 479 and encodes 129 amino acids. The transcript has 4 exons. Gene Ontology annotation, molecular function: protein binding.